Protobothrops mucrosquamatus (brown spotted pit viper) is the source of this 1945-nucleotide messenger RNA. RefSeq names its product NIMA related kinase 6 (gene NEK6). The record is from RefSeq and is a predicted model, not a curated record. NCBI's taxonomy places the organism in Eukaryota, Metazoa, Chordata, Lepidosauria, Squamata, Viperidae. Gene Ontology annotation, biological process: protein phosphorylation. The transcript is spliced from 9 exons. Gene Ontology annotation, molecular function: ATP binding; protein kinase activity. The coding region runs from base 29 to 958 and encodes 309 amino acids.
GCCGAAAGACGCGGCUUGGCAUGUUACAAUGGAAGGACAACACAACCAUCCACACCAUCUGGGGGACCAGAACCUACUGUGCAAAGUGGCAAGCUCAGAAUAUCAGCAUGACACGCAAAGACACCUCUAUCGCUGCACUUUAGCAGAUUUUCAGAUUGAGAAGAAAAUUGGGCGAGGCCAAUUUAGCGAGGUCUACCGGGCGACUUGUCUCCUGGACCGAAAACCGGUGGCGUUAAAAAAAGUACAGAUAUUCGAGAUGAUGGACGCCAAAGCCAGACAAGAUUGCAUUAAAGAAAUAGACCUUUUGAAGCAAUUGAAUCAUCCCAACAUAAUCAAGUAUUUGGAUUCGUUUAUUGAAGACAAUGAACUGAACAUUGUCCUGGAGCUGGCAGAUGCUGGUGACCUUUCUCAGAUGAUUAAGUAUUUUAAGAAGCAGAAACGGCUCAUCCCCGAACGGACCGUUUGGAAAUAUUUUGUGCAGUUGUGCAGCGCGGUGGAACACAUGCAUUCCCGCAGGGUGAUGCACAGAGACAUCAAGCCAGCCAAUGUGUUCAUUACUGCUACUGGAGUGGUGAAGCUGGGAGAUCUGGGCCUGGGGCGUUUCUUCAGCUCGAAAACCACUGCUGCACAUUCCUUAGUGGGAACACCGUAUUAUAUGUCGCCGGAAAGAAUACACGAAAACGGCUAUAAUUUUAAAUCAGAUAUUUGGUCUUUGGGCUGCUUACUGUACGAGAUGGCAGCUCUUCAGAGCCCCUUCUACGGCGACAAAAUGAACCUUUUCUCCCUCUGUCAAAAGAUCGAGCAGUGCGAUUACCCACCUCUGCCAGCCGAGCAUUACUCUGAAAAGCUGCGGGAGCUGGUCAGCAUGUGUAUCUACCCGGAUCCAGAUCAGAGGCCCGAUAUUAGUUACGUGCACCAGUUAGUGAAACAGAUGCACGUCUGGACGUCCAGCACUUGAAGCGUGGCUCCGCGCUCUGCAAGGAGAACGGUUCCCAGCUUAGUCUUACUUAACUUCUGUCUCAGACGAAACCAAGCGGUGCCUCAUCGAACUCAAAAAAUGGGUUGGAGUUGAGCCUUCGUAGGAAGAUCCUUCCAUGAUUUCUGUACAGGCGCCCGGCGGGUGGAUCUGCUCCCAGCCACGGCGGUGCGAUGUGGUCGCCAGCAUGAGUUGCCUCUUCCGGAACCGGAUAACAUGUUACCGAUGUAGAUCUCUCUCUCUCUCUCUCUCUUUUUUUUUUUAAAAAAGAUCCUUUCUUCAAACCGUUGUGUGUAAUCUAAGUUAGGCUAUAUAGCAAGGGUUUCUGAUUGGUGUAUUUUGACAUACCCCUUGUAUCUUAACUAAUGUGAAAUAUUGGGGAAAUUAAUUCCUUGGGGGAAAUCACUUUAAUCCUAACGUAAGAAUUGCAAUAGGUUUUUUUUUGUGGGGAGGGGGGCCUGUAAUGUGUAUAACUGCUACUUUGCUUCUUCUAGCAGUGGUUAUUAGUAAGUUCAGUUUUUAGUUCAUGUAUUACCUUUUUUUUUUUGUAAACAAACAGACAUCCGACCUGCGUUUUAAUUUGUAUUUCCUUCUGUUGCAAAAAAAGUGGUAUGGAAGAGGAUGAAUUUUAUUUUAUUUUUAAAAGCAAACCCUUAGAAUGACUAUUUUGCGGUGUGUGUUGUCAACUCUGGCUCCCGAGACCUGGGUGGGCUUCAAACCAAAGGAGUGUCGUGUUUUGUCGUGGUUUUUUUUUUUUCCUGGUUAAGAGAUUGCCACGGCCGCUACGAGACUCCGUAGCCAAUGAGCGCUGGGUACCGUUCUGUAAAGCCCAUCUCUAACCAGGGUCGAACCCCUAAAAUUCAUGUGGCACCCCCUCCAUGGGCCACCAAAGCCAGGUAAGUCCAGAGGAAUGCGGUUUUGAAUUCCCUGCUUCUUUACUGUGAAAACCCAUUUACCAAUGUGAAUUUU